Molecule: messenger RNA, 1047 nt
Organism: Thlaspi arvense
Lineage: Eukaryota; Viridiplantae; Streptophyta; Magnoliopsida; Brassicales; Brassicaceae
Source: the annotation of a GenBank genome assembly
UGACAAAGAAACGCCUCGCCACUCAAGUUUUGACCCCCAAAAAAAUGUAACAUUUUUACCCCCAAAAAAAGUUUUGACAAAUAUGACUCUUUUUGCCUCUUUUUUUUCACACAAGUAGAAAUUGUCUUCGUUUAAUGGUUAAACAAAAUAAUUGGCCGACAUACAAAAUACAAAAUAUUUAAGACUUAAAACCAACACAAAUUAUUUUAAGACAUCAGCGAUCAUCAUCAUCACCACACAAAUAUCUUCUCCGAAAUUCUCAAUCAUUAAUCCCGAGAAAGUUGAGCAGAUUAUCCAUAUCUCUCUCUCUUUUCCCUGGGAGAGAAAAUGGAGAUAUCACUUGCAUCAGUGACAGUUUCAGUAGCUAUAGCUGUUGUGUCGUGGUGGGUAUGGAGAACUUUAAAGUGGGCUUGGUUUAAACCAAAGAUGCUUGAGAGUUACCUGAGAAGACAAGGUCUUUCCGGUACACCGUACACGCCUCUCGUCGGCGAUUUAAAUAAGAGUUUCAGCAUGUUGAAGGAGGCAAGAUCAAAACCCAUCAAACUAACGGAUGAUAUCCAACCACGUGUCGUGCCUUAUCCCUUGCAAAUGCGCAAGACUCACGGAAGGACUUUCUUUACAUGGUUUGGCCAUAUACCAACCAUCACUAUAAUGGAUCCUGAGCAGAUCAAGGAAGUCUUCAACAAUGUUUAUGAUUUCCCAAAGACACAUGCAUUCCCUUUGUUCAGAUUGAUAGCCGCUGGACUCGUUAGUUAUGAUGGCGAAAAAUGGGCGAAACACCGAAGAAUCAUCAAUCCGGCUUUCCAUCUUGAGAAGAUCAAGAUUAUGGUACCUGCUUUCCACCAAAGCUGCUGCGAGGUUGUUGGCGAAUGGGACAAGUUAGUGUCGGAGAAAGGAUCUUCCUGUGAGGUAGACGUUUGGCCUUGGCUUGUGAGUUUGACGGCAGAUGUACACAAGCUCUUCGCAAAACUUUCAUCCCUGGAUAUAUGUAAUGAAAAACCUCAACUUCCCUGGGUUAAUGCAAGACGUGUAGAGAUUGACUCUUGA